Cyphellophora europaea CBS 101466 is the source of this 924-nucleotide messenger RNA. RefSeq lists its product as uncharacterized. Gene Ontology annotation, biological process: mitochondrial respiratory chain complex I assembly; mitochondrial electron transport, NADH to ubiquinone. The transcript has 2 exons. The coding region runs from base 1 to 924 and encodes 307 amino acids. Gene Ontology annotation, cellular component: mitochondrion. NCBI's taxonomy places the organism in Eukaryota, Fungi, Ascomycota, Eurotiomycetes, Chaetothyriales, Cyphellophoraceae. The record is from RefSeq and is a predicted model, not a curated record.
AUGUUUGCGCCGACGUUGCGGCGCUAUGCUGCGCCAGGCUUCUGGAAGAAAACCAGUGAACGCUUUGCGCAGCAAGCUCGCGUAGCGAUUAAUCUGGAGGGCUUAACUCUUCCCAUCAAACCGUACCCAAUGCUCGAUUUCGCCGACCCCGAGACGUCGACAUGGAUGAAGACUAUGACUGACAAGCAAGUGGGCGGCAUUUCCACCGCGGAAGUCCAGCACGUACCCGCCAAUGUCUCAACAAAUCCACACACGCCCGCACACAUGCUCUUCCAGGGCAACAUUUCAACAAAAUUACCCGAGAACCGGCUGGAUGUUCUGCGAACAGGGUACGCUGCAUGGCGAAAUCAAGAUCUCGGAAACACUCUUUUCGGCGAACUGUUCUGGAACGUCGACUCAUACAUGUACCUCGCACUAAGAGUGAAAAGCGACGGGCGGAAAUACUUCGUCAACAUCCAGACUGACUCCAUUGUGGACACAGAUAUCCACCAGCAUCGGCUGUACACCAAGCACCAUGCAGGCGCAGAAGGUCCGUCAGACCCGGGAAGGUGGGAGACAGUGCUCGUGAAGCUGCACGAGUUCGUCCGAACAAAUCAUGGUCUGGUCACAGAACCGCAAUCAGAGAUGCUGCGACAGAAAGUCAAGACUGUAGGCAUUGGCCUGACAGAUCGGACCCCUGGGCCUUUCAAGCUCGGCAUCGCGGGCAUCUGGGCAACGAACUUGAACGAGCGGGGGCAAGUUGACGGAAGAACAGGAUGGCAAGACUGCGACACCGGCAGCGCACGCCUGCCGGAGGUUACAGAGGAGAAACUUGCACAGAAAGCAGAGGAGCGAAGGCUUCUGCCGAAGGAAGAGAAAUCCUUCCGAGAUAUUAUGCCUCAAUUUGCGAGGUCGGGCAAGGAGCCAUCUUCCACUAAAGACUGA